Messenger RNA from Penicillium bovifimosum, 2430 nucleotides. RefSeq lists its product as uncharacterized. The record is from RefSeq and is a predicted model, not a curated record. The transcript has 8 exons. The coding region runs from base 1 to 2430 and encodes 809 amino acids. Lineage: Eukaryota; Fungi; Ascomycota; Eurotiomycetes; Eurotiales; Aspergillaceae.
AUGGCAUCGAUUCCCCCAUCCUAUGAAACAGACUGGGAACGUCUCAAUGCCAAGUCAUGGGAGCUGCCCAAUUACGGCCCGGGUCCGGAUUAUGGUCGGGGCACUAUCUACGUCCCUGACGAGGAGGAUGAGUAUCCAGGGAGAGCGCUCGGUUCAAAUGAGGCGAAUGUGGCUGGAGUUGUUGACUAUGCUCCUGCAGAAGCGAGACAUCAUAACUUGCCUCCUACCCCAGCCGGACCUGCGACUGGUCACUACAUUUCGAUCCCCGAGUCUAGACGACCACAUGUUCGAGGCACCGGUGCCAUGAAUACAUACGCACAGGACCGGCCACGACACCCUUCGACCCGGAAUACACAGUCGAGUCAAAACCCUCGCCGCAAACGAGGCUCGGCAACCGCACUCUUGCAUUCACCAUCAAACAGAGGUACAUCGGACUUUUUGCAACAUGGUACUGGCUCUUCAAUCGUCCCCAUUGGCCAGAACGAUAUCCCUUCCAAGGCAAAGUGGCGCAAUGGAUCUCGCCCAGAUGGCAAGUGUACCACCCAUAAAAACCUCGAGUCUCUCACUGACUCCAUGUUAGCUGCUUUUCGCCUACCGUAUGAAUGUCGGGUGUUUCAAAAGAAGCUGAGUGAAGAGGUGUCGGGAGAAACUCACAUCGACUUUCGCCAGCAGAUUCUCGAGGACACGGGUGCUUAUUUGAGAAUUAGCGAUCGGAAUGCAAAGCUGGUUCAUAUCUGGGGCGGAAAGAACGAGGUCUGGGCGGCUCGCGCCCAGCUCCAGGAAAUGGCGAACAGCCUCUUCCAACUGGGCGCUCCGUCCAACGGCCCAUCGUGGUCGAAAAUACGAGCGUAUUCGAACACCAAGGCGGCCAAUUCUCAGUCUCUGGAGUUCUAUGAGACAAGACUUUCAGGCUUGCGGCAGCCACCCAAAAUUUCCGCUUUUUACACUUUAGCCUUCCUGUGGCCGAUGGAUGGCCCAACCGUGGACCAUUGCCUUACUGCUCGGCGCGAGAUCCUCGACUCGAUUCGCUUGAAAUACGAUGUUAACAUCUACGCUAAGCCUGGUGCGCCGGACUACCUAUUUAUAUCUGGGAACAGCCAGCGGGUCAUUGGCAUCAUUGCGUCUCGACUUCGGGAGCUAUGGCAAAGUCUAUUCAUGCAAUGCGACACAGAAAUGAAGCUCUUCCUUGUCGGGCCGCCCCCGCCGGAGCUUAUGAGGACUCACGUCAUUCUUCAAAAGUGCGGUCAGUUCACAAGAGCUGUUCUAUGCGGACCGGAGCUGGCCCCAGAUGUAGCCGCAAAGUGGAAGGCCACUGCCGACAGACUCAAGCUCAGUAACAAGAAUGCUGUCACCGGCCGUCUCAAGAACGCACUGCAUAUUCUACCCGAAUUCCAGGGAUUUUUGCAAAUGCGAGUCAAGUUCGGUACAUUCGCGCUGCAGCAGUGGCGCAGACCAGAGGAUGGCGCUUCCUAUCGAUUCUCGGAGUUUCGCGAGAUGGUUUCUCAUAGGAACGCAGAAGGACGAUUGCUCCCGGGCAUUCAGCUGCAGCAGGAGGAGCUGUUUGAGCGAAUUACGGCAUCACAGAUUCUCAAGCCUUGGGGCCAAGACAAGUUUGAUUCUCUGACAAAGUUACAGCCUAAAUACACUGCCGAGUUUGAUUACAAGGCAAGCCGUGACACGAUGAUUCGUGUGGAAGUGAGACUCUCGCUUCCUCGUGCCUCCGAGGAAUUCGAAGUCAACGGAAUUCGAUGUUUCAAGCCACAGCCGAUCAAUGCCCCGGUUGAUCGUCAGAUGCCGAUGCAGAUCAGCAUGAUAGACUUUGAGAGGUCCGACUGGCAAUUUGAGGUCAAAGCGCUCGAACUCUGCCCCGACAGCGACAUCACCCCCGAGCUCCAAAAGUUCAUGCGCUCUAUUGCAUUCCAAUGGAACCCAACUGCGAAGAGCAUCACCUCCGUACCCCAGCGAAAAGCUAAAUUCAUUCGUGGCGCAAGAGUCACACGCUUUGUGGAGAAGGCCGCCCUUUACAUGCAGGUCAAGGGAACACCAUACGUGUUCGAGCUUGCCCGCUUUGACGAAUACAACUACGUUGCUGGUCACUGGUCAUUGACCGCAAAUGUAUCAUGGGGUGCAUCUCUAUAUGAUCCUAUGUGGGAUGACCUGCUAGGGGAGAAAGCUAAGCCUGGCAUUCUCAGAAUACCGAGCGACAAGGCUCUGUCGGUUUUCUUUCCGUCGCCGGAAAAGGAGCAGAGACAGAGCGACAACAAGCAGACGGAAGAGGAGGCCCGCGAGGAGGCCGAGACCAGGGACCGCGAGGAGGAAAUGCAGUUGACCACAUUUAUGAGCAUUGUCCAGCAGAUCGCACGUAUGCUGAAAGAUCCAGGGGCCGAGGCUCCCGACGUCCUUGACAGUGAUCUCGGAACACUGUUCUAG